This is a messenger RNA of Salvelinus sp. IW2-2015, 1563 nucleotides long. Its product is annotated as zinc finger protein 135-like. The record is from RefSeq and is a predicted model, not a curated record. Gene Ontology annotation, biological process: regulation of transcription by RNA polymerase II. Lineage: Eukaryota; Metazoa; Chordata; Actinopteri; Salmoniformes; Salmonidae. Gene Ontology annotation, cellular component: nucleus. Gene Ontology annotation, molecular function: RNA polymerase II cis-regulatory region sequence-specific DNA binding; DNA-binding transcription factor activity, RNA polymerase II-specific.
AUGUGAUUUGGAUUAAACCUCCGCAAGGCAGUUUUAUCAUGUGGAGAUUUCAUUCUGGCAUCUCUUAAAAUUAACACUGUCUUUUGCAGGAGGAAAACCAACCUUGGAGGAACCAAAGAUGUCCAAACCAGCAAGACGACACCUCUGCUCCCAUUGUGGAAAAARUUUUAACCAGUUAGUUAGCUUGAAAAGACAUGAGAGGGUACACAUAAGAAUGAAGCCACACCAUUGCUCCCAGUGUGGAAAGAGUUUUAAGCGGUUAGACACCCUCAAAGCUCAUGAGCGAAUACACACAGGGGAGAAGCCAUGCCAUUGCACCCAGUGUGGAAAGAGUUUUACCCAAUUAGGAAGCCUGAAAGAACACAUGAGACUGCACACAGGGGAGAGGCCUUACCACUGCUCCCAGUGUGGAAAGAGUUUUAACCAGUCAGGAAGCCUGAAAGCUCAUGAGCGAAUACACACAUGGGAGAAGCCAUACCACUGCUCCCAUUGUGCAAAGCGUUUUAUCCAAUUAGGAAGCCUGAAAGAACACAUGAGAGUGCACACAGGGGAGAAGCCUUACCACUGCUCCCAGUGUGCCAAGCGUUUUACCCAUUUAGGCAACCUGAAAGAACACAAGAGACUGCACACAGGGGAGAAGCCUUACCACUGCUCCCGGUGUUCAAAGCGUUUUACCCAUUUAGGAAACCUGAAAGCUCAUGAGCGAAUACACACAGGGGAGAAGCCUCACCAUUGCUCCCACUGUGGAAAGCGUUUUAACUAUUCAGGAAAGCUGAAAGAACACAUGAGACUGCACACAGGGGAGAAGCCUUACAAAUGCUCAGACUGUGGGAAGACAUAUUACUCAUCACAGUCACUUAAACAUCAUGUGCGAAUCCACACAGGAGAGAAUAAUUACUUCUCCUAGUGUGUAAAUUUAUAUUUCACAUCACAUUAACUAAAAAUUAAUCAGAGAACAUACACAGUGCUCCCAGUGUCUUAUAUUGUUGCCUGAGAAUGUGUUUACCUGUUUGUACCAUAUUAAAUUAAAUGGUUCAAAGUAUACUCAAAUGUAUGUUUUUGUAAUAAAACAUGAAUUGAAUAUGGAGUAUGCCAGUUUGAAUAUAAAGUAGAUCAGAUUCCAUGUGUUUAAAUGGUCCUUUUUUAAACUCUGUGUGUGAUUAUCUGCAUGGCAUUCCUCCAGCACUACAGAUAAUCAAGUGAUAUUUGGAUGUGAUGCAUUUGUUCCAUUGUUUAAAUUUGCAUUGUUGGCCCACUGAUGAAUAAUGACAUGAAAAUGUUCACAGACUCUGUAAUGGAAAAUGUUAAUUGUAUGUGUCCACACAACUGAGUAUGUGACUAACCUUGUGAAACUGUCCUAUUAUAAUCUCCUGUUCCUGUGAGUAUCAUCCUGUGUUGCAAACCAGCUGCACCUGUGUCCUUGUAUGAAUAAAGUCCCUCCCAGGAACAGGAAACUAUAAAGAUAUGUGCUCAUCACCCAAUGCUUCAGGAAUUCAGACUGUCUACACUGCGCUGUGUAACUGUUAUUCUCUCUGAGCUCAGAAAUAAAGAAUCUUGGUUUGA